UAUUCAUAAUGUCUGCACGUACUUUUUUGACAACCGGUCGCAAGAUUGUAGCCAUUGGGCGUAACUUUAGUGAGCAUGCCAAGGAACUUGGGAAUGCUGUUCCGAAAUCACCAUUUUUCUUUCUCAAGCCUACUACUUCUUACGUAGCAAAUGGUGGCAAGGUUGAGAUUCCUAAUGGAUGCGAAGUUCAUCACGAAGUUGAGUUGGCUGUAGUAAUUGGUAAAGAUGGACGCGACUUUUGUGCUUCAGAAGCUAUGGAUCAUGUUGCAGGUUAUGCGUUAGCUAUCGAUAUGACUGCCAGAAAUCUUCAGAAUGAGGCCAAGAAGCAAGGUUUGCCUUGGAGUACUGCCAAAGGCUUUGAUACAUUCACUCCAAUCAGUGACUUUAUUCCCAAAGAUAGUAUUCCCGAUGCUUCCAAUGUAGAUCUUUGGCUCAAGGUCAAUGGAAAGUUUACUCAACAAGGCAACACCAAAGACAUGAUUUUCAAGGUUCCUACAUUGCUUGAAUACGUUGGAUCCAUUAUGAAACUGGAGGUUGGGGAUGUGAUCUUGACAGGAACCCCAAAAGGAGUGGGCCCUAUCAAAGCUGGAGAUGUUAUUACAGCUGGCAUGAAGCCUGGGAAGGCCAGUAAAGAUGUUGUAGAUGUCCGCUAUGAGGUAGAGAAUCGCAAUGGCCGAUUCAAAGCUUAAAUAGGUAGACAGAUAGAUAUAAGCAUAAAUAGAUAUACGCAUGUGUUUAUUUAUUGCAUAUUGUUCUGUAUUAUAUUUGAUAUCAGUAAAGUAUCAUUUUCUUU
Phycomyces blakesleeanus NRRL 1555(-) is the source of this 793-nucleotide messenger RNA. RefSeq lists its product as hypothetical. The record is from RefSeq and is a predicted model, not a curated record. Gene Ontology annotation, cellular component: mitochondrion. NCBI's taxonomy places the organism in Eukaryota, Fungi, Mucoromycota, Mucoromycetes, Mucorales, Phycomycetaceae. Bases 9 to 689 code for a protein of 226 amino acids. The transcript is spliced from 7 exons. Gene Ontology annotation, molecular function: acetylpyruvate hydrolase activity.